Messenger RNA from Xenopus laevis (African clawed frog), 2179 nucleotides. RefSeq names its product cleavage and polyadenylation specific factor 6 L homeolog (gene cpsf6.L). The transcript has 10 exons. The record is from RefSeq and is a predicted model, not a curated record. NCBI's taxonomy places the organism in Eukaryota, Metazoa, Chordata, Amphibia, Anura, Pipidae. Gene Ontology annotation, cellular component: cytoplasm; nuclear speck; nucleoplasm. Gene Ontology annotation, molecular function: RNA binding; nucleic acid binding. The coding region runs from base 115 to 1761 and encodes 548 amino acids.
CGUUUCGUAUCCAGUACCGGAAGUGACGCCCCCAUUCCCGCCUUCUCCCCCUUCCCACUCCUCCGAGCUCGCGCCGCCUCCGUGACUGGAUAGCGCUGCCGCUCGAGGCGGAAGAUGGCGGACGGAGUGGAUCAUAUAGAUAUCUACGCAGACGUGGGCGAGGAGUUUAACCAGGAGGCAGAAUAUGGUGCACAUGAUCAGAUUGAACUUUAUGAAGAUGUCAUGUCACCAUCUGCAAACAAUGGCGAUGCUCCAGAGGACAGAGACUACAUGGAUAAUCUUGCAACCUCUGUUGGAGAUGAUGUAGUGAAAGGAUCCGUUCCUAAUAUCGUCUAUACCUUUACUGGUAAAAGAAUAGCACUGUACAUUGGAAAUCUAACAUGGUGGACAACUGAUGAAGACUUGACAGAUGCUGUUCAUUCUUUGGGUGUUAAUGAUAUUUUGGAAAUAAAAUUUUUUGAAAAUCGUGCAAAUGGCCAGUCAAAGGGGUUCGCACUAAUAUGUGUUAGUUCUGAAUCCUCGUCAAAAAAGCUUAUGGAUCUUUUGCCAAAAAGAGAGAUGCAUGGGCAGAAGCCGAUCGUUACACCUUGCAACAAGCAGUUCCUUAGUCAGUUUGAAAUGCAGUCAAGGAAAACAGCUACACAGGCUGGCCAAAUGUCUGGAGAAGGAAAAGCUGGUCCCCCUGGCAUCAAUGCUCGUUUACCAUUUCCACCGGGUGGCAGAGGGAGGGGCCGCUUCCCAACUUCAGGUCCUGGUGGUGACAGGUUCCCUGGGCCUGCUGGACCUGGAGGGCCUCCACCACCUUUUGCAGCAGGGAUGACCCCACCAAGACCUCCUAUGUGCCCUCCAGGUCCACCAGGACCCCCUGGCCCGCCUCCACCUGGACAAUCUCUUCCUCCUCCUUUGCCUGGUCCUCCAAAUCGUGGUGACCGACCUCCUCCUCCUGUUAUGUUUCCUGGACAACCAUAUGGUCAACCUCCCAUAGUACAACUCCCACCUGGUCCACCACCUCCUGUUUAUGGUCCACCUCCUGGUCCACCUCCACCACAACAAGGCCCUCCCCCACCCCCAGGUCCUUUCCCUCCACGUCCUCCAGGUCCUCCAAUGGCACUUGGCCCUCCUCCUCACUUACCAGGACCACCUCCAGGUGGACCACCACCGGCUCCACAUGUGAAUCCAAACUUCUUUCCCCCACCUGGUAAUGCUGGUAUGCCUUCUUCAGAUAGUCGGGGCCCUCCACCAUCAGAUCCGUAUGGUCGUCCACCUCCAUAUGAAAGAGGAGACUAUGGUCCACCAGGAAGGGAUAUGGAUGUUGUCCGAACACCUUUAAGUGAGGCAGAGUUUGAAGAAAUAAUGAACAGAAACAGAGCAAUUUCAAGCAGUGCCAUUUCAAGAGCAGUCUCUGAUGCCAGUGCUGGUGACUAUGGAAGUGCUAUUGAAACUUUGGUCACUGCAAUUUCUUUGAUAAAACAGUCUAAAGUUUCAGCAGAUGAUCGUUGCAAAGUGCUGAUAAGUUCCUUGCAGGAUUGCCUUCAUGGAAUUGAAUCAAAGUCUUAUGGUUCAGGGUCUAGAAGACGUGAGCGUUCAAGGGAAAGGGACCACAGUAGGUCAAGAGAAAAGAGCAGGCGUCAUAAAUCCCGUAGUAGAGAUCGCCAUGAAGACUAUUAUCGUGAAAGAAGUCGGGAGAGGGAGAGACACCGGGAUAGAGAACGGGAUCGUGACAGGGAACGGGACAGAGAGAGAGAAUAUCGACAUCGCUAACAGUUGAAAGAAGAGGAAAGCCUUGAAAGAGCAGAAGUUCUCAUCAUGGAGGAGAAAGCUUGCCCGUCUCUUUGCUUCUUAUGGUUCACCUUCUCAGCAUUCAUGGAUAUUAUGAGCAGAGAUAGAUGUGAAUAAAGCAAAUCUGCAAACAUGGUAACCAGUAGAUCUUUUAUUUUUUACAUUGCUUGUUUUAUUUCAAUGAAACCUGUGUGACUUAAACAUUAACAGCUUUUGCAACUUUGACUGGUUAUAAAAUACAUUUUGACAAUUUAUAAUGUGCAAGCAAUUUGGAAAGUCCAAUUCUUUCUUGUUUUUAUAGUAGUUUGUUCUUGUUAAAAUGUUCAUGUUCAGAUAAUGUCUGUAAAUGUCACCACCCUGGUUACAAUAGAUGUAGUGUUGGAAUAAACAGUUAAACGGG